Penaeus chinensis is the source of this 5134-nucleotide messenger RNA. RefSeq lists its product as uncharacterized. Gene Ontology annotation, molecular function: protein binding. Bases 239 to 5134 code for a protein of 1631 amino acids. Lineage: Eukaryota; Metazoa; Arthropoda; Malacostraca; Decapoda; Penaeidae. The transcript has 14 exons. The record is from RefSeq and is a predicted model, not a curated record.
AGUUCGGUCGAGUCAGCACCAGCAGAUGCACUCUUAUCGAGUUGGAAUUAGCUGACACAGGCCGGGCUCCCUUCGUAGGCAUAGCCCCGGCGAAGUUCAGCAAAGUAUAUCUGGCUUAUCUUUACUGUCGGCAGUAGAGGUUCGGGGACUACUAAGGAAGAUUCCCUCUUCUAGAACUGGAUUUCUUUUAAGGUUGAUGUUUGGCACAGACUGCUAGUACCCUGCCUAAUGCUGCAAGAUGGAACACUGGGAUAUCAUGCCGUGCCAAUGCCCGGAGCAAAAGGGCAACAUACCAACACAGUAUUUGUCAAUCAUCAAACUGCAGAAUAUCAACGAAUUCAAAGCAAGCAUUCAAGACACAGAAACUAUCAAUGCCCCGCUGGAAGAAGACUCCCUGACUAUGUUACAUAUCGCAUGCAAAUUCAACAGAACAGAUUUAGUACAGUAUUUGCUCUCACUUCCCGAUCUUCAUCUCAACUUACUCGAUAGUCAUGGCUGGACACCCCUCAUGUGGGCAGCGUAUGAGGGCUUCACCGACUGCGUUCGUCUGCUGGUUAAUGUGAAGGAAAAGUGUGUCAUUAACCUGAGGACGAAAGGCAAGAGUGGCUUCAACGCGUUCCGUCUGGCGUGCAAAGGGAGGCACUGGGACGUCGCCAAUGUUCUUAUGCCUCACCUCCUUCCCCACGACAAGUUUGAUGACGGCCGCCUCCUUCCUAAGUUAGAAGCGAAGUUAGACGACGACCUCGCACUAGAAACCCUCUGUGGUUCACUCCGGAAGCUAAGGGUUCUCGGAAACAACGUAGACACAGCGGUCCUCAAUGGCACGCUCUUCCUAGCCAGUGAGAAACAGGUGGAAGUCGUUGUGUUUUUACUCGAGACUUACACCUUCGACGCCCUCAUACUGAACGAGGCUUUGCUGGAAGCCGCUGGGUCGUGUUGGUCGUCCGGUAGCAGUGUGGUCAGGGCUCUGCUGAGAGAAAAUGAGUUUGAAGGUGACGUGCUGGUCAGAGCAAAGUCCUUAGCUGAAACGUGUUCCCAUGAUGACGUGGUGGAUCUCCUGGAGCACAUGGCAGUUCAUGGCGUGAUUCCGGACAUUGAACACGAUUCACAAGAGUUCGCCCCGUGCAGAUGCCCUCAGCCCGAAGACCUUGAGUACCCGGACUACAAGCUUAGGAAAGCAAUGCACCACGUAGGCCCGAUGAAUCUCCAGUGUUUGCUAGAUGCCGCCUGCGUUACUAAUGACAUCUCCAUAGUGAAGAUGCUGCUGGACCACCGCCACAUCCACCUUAACUUCCGGGACCAGCAAGGAUACACGCCCCUUAUGACCGCUGCCAAGGAAGGCUUCAGUGAAGUCGUCAAUGCUAUGACACUCUCGUCCACGAGGUGUGGCCUCAACAUCUGCGCCAGGUUAAACAGUGGCGAUAACGCGUUUAAUCUAGCUUACGCUGAGAAGAACUGGAAGACCAUGGGCCUUCUACUCCACAAGUGCGACAGAGAAGCCACCGCCGACAAGCAGCUGAUUCAAGUCCUCACGCAGUCCAACCUGAACGAACUUCGAUCACAACUUAGGACUCAGACUUACACCCCAAGUGCUCUGCUUGGCGGGCUCUUCUCGGCUCUUUUCUUGCGGAAUUCCGAGGCUGCGAUGGAACUUCUUCACUACCAGAGCUCCGACCUCGAAAGGCUCUGUAUUGUGGCGACCGUAGCAGCCAUGGAUGGCCAGUGGGACGCGGUGAAGGCGGUGACGGACAUUCUGGAGAAAAGGGAUCUCAGUAGGCGUCAAAUAUCCCAGCUGGAGGUCGUGCUCUGGGAAGCCGUCCGUGCCAAUAAGGUGGCCAUGGUGAGGGUGCUAAGCGACAUCCUACGUGUUAACCCUCGCACAGCAGUAACCGGGAGACCCACGACGUCUGAACAGGAGGCCCACACGCGCGGCCAUACAGACGUCGUGGCUACCUUCAACAAAAACGCUCCUCCAGCCAAACUUACGGCCGAAGAGCAGCAGAUCAUUAGAGCAAUGAAGCUCCAUAGUCAGCGAGUGAACGAUCUCUUCAUCGCAGUGUGGGCUGGCCUAAUUGAAGAUGUGAAUAAGAUUCUGUCCUCGAGGAGCGACGUAAGCAUCUCCCUCCCUAGCUUUGUGCGUGAGAUCGGGGGCGCCACCUUGCCUCACGUCCUUAUUGCGGGUAUGCAAGUAUGUACGCAGAAUCCUGUUUGGAGGGAUUCCAAUGAAGUGGAGAGGUUGAUUACGGCGCAUCGUCUAUACAUGAAUUCAGUUGAUUGCAAAGGACGGACUGCCCUACACCUCUUGGCUGAAGGAAAUUUCUGGGACAGACGUUACCAAAAAGACACCUCAAGCCAAAAGUCGGUUCCCGCGGGAUGGAAGGACCCUUACGACGAGCGCGCCCAGAUGGCUUUGGAUGCAAAGGUGGAUCCGAGGCUCAGGGACCAUCGGGGCCAAAGCCCUCAGGAGAUCGCCUUGGACAAGGAACGAAUUGAGCUCGCAAAGACGCUAGGAGAUAAAUGCGAGGAACUAGGUCCUCUGGAAACGCCGGAAGAGAAAGACCUAUCUGAGAAAUUCGAGAAGAUGCUGAGAGCCGCGAGCAUGGGUGACGUGGAACAGACUCUGUGCCUUCUUCAUGAGCGAGUGCCACUUGAGCCUCGGGAUGGGUAUUCCGGACCCCUUCACCUGGCACUUACUCGAGGGCAGCGUGAUGUCAUGAUGCUGUUACUGGCUGGAGGAGCGCCGAUUACUGCCACUAGUAGUGAUGGCCUCACCAUACUUGAAGCUGCACACCGCACUCCCGACCUGCCUGCACUCUUUCCAGCCAUCAUUAGGGAGGCGAUGCAGGAGUAUGUGAAGGGUAUAUAUGAAGAAAGGAUCAGUAUUAAAGGUGACAGCGAAGAGGAGAAGCUUCUAAAAGACGGUCUCUUUGAACUGCAGAAAGAGGUACAAAGAAGAGGACACAGGACGUCUUGGCCAGAGAAUUAUAAUCUUGGGGAUAACUGGAGUUUGCUGACUACAGCCGCACGCCUUGGCCUGCCCUUGGCUAGUCAUUUUCUUGUGCAGGGAGGUGCCAGAACUGAUUUAAUUCCUAAUGAUAGAAAUCAUCCUCUGGCUGCUGCCUUUGAAUUUUCUGAGCAACAUAUGAUGGUCACCUUGUGCAGAGACUUGCAGAUCAUGCCAUAUCACGUACCCAAGCUACAUGAAGACAACCUGCCUCACGGCCUUCUCACACAUCUUAUGAAGAAAGAGGAAGAUGUUCUCUAUGAACUAAUGAUCAAAGAAAAAAGACGAGCAUCAAUGGUCCAGGAAUUUCUAGACUACUUAUCAGAUCUCCAAAGUUCAAAACAACUGUGUCAUCCUUCAACUUCAGCAAUGUGUCUAAUAGGAGAACUGGGAAUGGUUCACACACUUCAUGCUAUAAGGAAACAAGUCAAAGUGGACUUGGAAGUGGAACUUGAACCUGGUUCAAAGUCUAGGUUGAUACAUCUAGCAGCUCAAAGAGGCCAUAAACCUCUAUUAGAAUAUUUGGUUCGCAGUGAUGUACAGACAGAUAUAGCUGUGAGUGGUGAUAUGAUGCCUGCACAUCUGGCAGCCCUCAUGGGCCACUCAACUUGCCUCAAGUACCUAAGGCAUUUCCCAGGUGAAUCUGCCAAGUCAGCUGUAGGUAUGACACCAGAUGAUAUAUUGCAAGCACAUAACGACUAUGUUAAAUCAGUACAUCUCAACCUUGUUUCAGAUUGGGAGGAAGAUAAGAUCAUGAAUGAAAGUCGCACGGAGGUAAGCACUCGGGUGUUGCUGCGUGGCAAGUGUGUAAGGCUCGGUAUUACAUCUCCUGCAACUCUGCGUCAGUGUGCACUAGAUAAGAAAGUUGAUUUCAAUGAUUCACAUAUCUACCGCAUGAAGAUCACAAUAGAAAAAGAAAUGAAAAGAUUAUGUGAAGCAAUUGCCAGAGCUGACAGUCGUUACAAAGGACAUAUAGUGAAUGUAGGAUCUGUGGCUGAGAAUGUUCGGAUGUUACUGCCUGAUGAAAUGGACUUUAAUCUUCAACUAGAUUCUUACGAUGGCUUUAAGGAAGGUAAAGUCACCAUCAAUGUUGAACAAAAAACAAAGAGUUGCAAGAGACUUGACUGCACUGAUGACGAAGUGAAAAUAAGUGUCCAAUGCAAAGAAGACCCAGAAUUGUUUAGAGGAAGUAACUUCCUGAAAUAUUUUGAAAAAGCUGUCAGGAAGGCGCUACAAACGUUUAGUUUUGAAAGUCCAAACUUAUCUAUAAUUUAUCCAGGAAUAGAAAUGACGAAAGUAGGCCUUGCCCUUUUCGUCACUUGGAGUGAGAAACGGAAUGGGCCACUAGUUUUGAUGCCCAGCAUAGACUUGGUACCAGCUAUAGGUGUUCCAUGGCCUGAGGGUAAUUGUUUCUCGCAGUUACCUGAACAUAUACAAGAAGUAGCAAAAAACGUACCGGUAAGUAUUACAUGCUGUGGAGAUAAUUCUUGGAGGUACAGCCUGUCUGAAGUAGAAGCUGAAAUUCUUUCCAGCAUCACAGACGAGCAACGAGUUGUUAUCCUAGCAUGUAAACUCUUGUGUUCUCUGCUCAAGGCAGAUUGGUGGUAUCCUAAAAAAUAUAGGAAUCACUACAUGGUAUGGGAUCAUGUUUAUCUCAAGCUGAAUGUCCCUGUAUCUUACAUCAUAAAGACGUUGUUCAUCAAGGAGUUAUCCUCGCAGACCAAAGAAGAAUCCUGGAAUAAUGAGAACUUCAUGGAACGAGUGAUGUCCAUAUUUCGAGGCAUGGUCCUCAUCAGUGAAGAUAAGGAAGUAAUUCGGGCGGAUAAGGUGCCUUCUUUUCUCCUCCCCAAUUUUGAAUCGCAAAGAUUCGGCGAUGGAGCUCCUACCAUCAUAAAGUUUCUUGAAGAUUUAGCAGCAGGCAAGAUUUGCAGUGUAGAAAAGGAAAAUUGGCCACAACACACUCAUAUCUAUGAAAAGGAAGAGUUUGAAACACUUGAGGAAUAUAAUACCCAUAUCGUGGUGAAGCCAGUAAAACAACACCAUGUUUGUCCAGAAUAUGAAAGCACAAACGAUUUUGACAAGAUUGAAUGUUCUAGUAGCGAGAACGAGGAUUUCGAUGUGUAUGGAUGA